Messenger RNA from Elaeis guineensis (African oil palm), 2060 nucleotides. Lineage: Eukaryota; Viridiplantae; Streptophyta; Magnoliopsida; Arecales; Arecaceae. The record is from RefSeq and is a predicted model, not a curated record.
GGCAAAGUGCAAGCAUUUCCCUCACUGACGAGACUGGUGUUGCACACAAUGCAGGGCUUGAAGGAGUGGUCAGAGGAUGAAAAAACUGCAGAGGUCAUGCUGGUUUUCCCUCACCUUGCUGUGCUUAAGAUCAUUGAUUGCCCAAAUUUGAUGACCAUACCAGAGCUACCAUCUCUCAAAAGUUUAAAAAUGAAAGGAACGAAUAAGCAAUUGGGCUUGGUUUUUGGUCUGACCGCACUAUCUUCCCUUGACAUUGAACUCGAUAAAACGAGCAAUGGCACAGAGUCUCCUCCUCUUGCUCAGGAAAAAAUGUCUUUCAGGGAUUUUAGAUCUCUUGAAAAUUUAAUUAUCACGGCAUCUGAGGAUCUGGCACCAUUGCUGAAGGAGGAGGAGACGAAGGGGCUGAGUUCAUCCCUGCAUCAUUUGGAGGUUAGAAGUUGCAAUUGGUUGUUUUCAUCAUCGCAGCAGGCAUCAUCACCUUUGGGGUUUUGGAAGAACCUGACUUCUCUCCAGUCUUUAGAUAUCCAUCAUUGUGAUGAUCUAGUCUACUGGCCGGAGGAGGAGUUCCGUGGCUUGAACUCACUGAAGAAGUUUAGUCUCUCUGGUUGCACCAUGUCGGUUGGCCCGUCAAGUCUGCAAUUAUCCUCGUCAUCAUCGGGGGAUGGAGAGCUCCUACCAAACCUAGAAGAGCUGAGUAUAAGAUUUUGUGAUGGUCUGCUGGAAUUGCCUAAGUUGCCUGCUACCCUCAGAUCAUUGCAUGUUAACUUCUGCCCCAAACUGAAUUCCAUGACAGAAGGCCUGCGCCAUGCCACCGCUCUCCACUCCAUAAGCAUUUUUGCGUGUUCAAGCCUGACGUCUCUGUCAUUACAGCUCGCACACCUCACUGCACUCCAGUAUCUGGAUGUCAGCUAUUGCAGCAAUUUGUCAUAUCUGCCGCAAGGGAUGCAGGGCCUCACGGCACUUCAGUCUCUGUAUAUUGAUGAAUGCCCUCGGCUGUCAUCACUCCCGGAAGGUCUCCAACAACGACUCCCCCACCUUCAGCAUCUGGACAUUAGGGGGUGCCCCAGCCUGGAGAGACAGUAUGCGAGAGGAGGGCCGUAUUGGGACCUGAUCUCACGCAUCCCUGAUACCGGAACACUAUCUGAGAGGAGGAGCAACUUCAGCACAUUCCUUCCUUCCUUUUCUUGCUUCUUAACACCAUCUACAGUUCAAUAUCAUCACAGUCCUUGGGAAUCUGAACGCGAUCGGUUAGCCCAUGCUCGCUAAAGCAGACCCUCAUGAAAAUUUCGCUUCAGGAUGAAUAAAGUACUGGUGGAGCGAGGUUAGGGAUGAGAGAUUCCGGCAACUGCUGUGGAAUUAUUUCUCGGAAGACCGAGCCCCGGAUGUGAUGGUAUUAAACUCGGGUUUGCACGACGGGUCUACUGGAAGAGUCUCCAGAGAUUCGCGGCCGAGGGGGCGGAGUACGCGGCGGGGUUUUGGGAGGAGGUGAUGAGGCAUGCGAGGGAGAAGGGGAAUGGGGCGGCGCCGAACUUGUUCUACCGGACGACGAUCGCGACGAGAGGGUACGCGAGGGAUCUCGCGUUCCAUCCGAGCAAGAUGGAGGCUUUCAACGGCGUGAUGGUGGAGAAGUUGGUGGAGCGAGGGUUGGUUACCGGCGGUGUGAUUGACGAGUUCGAUAUGACGUUCCCGUGGCACUACGACAACCGGUGCAAUGACGGGGUGCAUUACGGCCGGCCGCCGGCGAAGGCGCGGUGGAGGGACGGGGAGGUCGGCCACCGGUACUUUGUGGACUUGAUGCUGGCUCAUGUGCUACUUAAUGUGCUUUCUUGUUAUUCAUUUCAGCAUCGAACUUCUUGCUGUUGUCGAUCUAGCAUCAGAAGAAAUGAAAUAUUAUGCCUUGGAUAAGUUUUUCAAAGAUUUCUAAAUCUUCAAUGGUCAGGUGACUUCAUGUGAAUCGUAUUGAUAGUUUUGUUUUAGUUGUUGUUAAGCAUUCCAAAAGGACAUUAGGAAAAGAUAAGCUUAAUUCUCUUUAAGUAGAUGUCAUUUGGCAUUUAAUGUUA